This is a messenger RNA of Telopea speciosissima, 2264 nucleotides long. RefSeq names its product TOM1-like protein 6. Gene Ontology annotation, biological process: protein transport to vacuole involved in ubiquitin-dependent protein catabolic process via the multivesicular body sorting pathway. The transcript has 9 exons. NCBI's taxonomy places the organism in Eukaryota, Viridiplantae, Streptophyta, Magnoliopsida, Proteales, Proteaceae. The record is from RefSeq and is a predicted model, not a curated record. Gene Ontology annotation, molecular function: ubiquitin binding; phosphatidylinositol binding. Bases 153 to 2087 code for a protein of 644 amino acids.
UAUAUAAUAGUCUUUCAAGCUUGCGUCCUCUUUCUUCUCUUCUUCUUAUACUUCGCAAAGAAAGCUUAAGCUCUGCUCUGUUAAUCUUAAAAAUUUUCUUUUCCUUUAUUUUGUCUUGUUUGUUAUUCUGAGAACUCGAGAAGUACAGAACCAUGUCUUCUUCUUCUUCUUCAUCUACCGUUGGAGUUGAUAAGGCGACCAGUGAUCUUCUGAAUGGUCCUGACUGGACUAUGAACAUGGAAAUAUGUGAUUUUAUCAAUACUGGUCACUGGCAAGCGAAAGAUGUCGUCAAAGCUCUGAAGAAACGAUUGCAGCAUAAGAACCCAAAAGUUCAACUUCUUGCUCUGACCCUCUUGGAAACCAUGAUAAAGAAUUGUGGAGAUUAUGUGCACUUUCAAAUUGCUGAACGGGAUAUUCUACAGGAGAUGAUCAAAAUUGUAAAGAAGAAGACAGAUAUGCAUGUCAGAGAUAAAAUCUUGGUACUUCUAGACUCUUGGCAGGAAGCCUUUGGUGGGCCAGGGGGAAAAUAUCCUCAAUACUACUGGGCAUACGAGGAAUUAAGGCGUUAUGGAGUACAAUUUCCCCAGCGUUCCUCAAAUGCCGCUCCAAUAUUUACUCCGCCUGUUACGUAUCCAUCACUGGGGCAUGCUCAAGCAGGUUAUGGAAUGCCCAGCAAUACUUCAAGAAGGCUUGAUGAAGCAAUGGCAUCUGAGACUGAAACUUUGAGUUCAUCAAACAUAGAUUCUAUGCGGAGUGUUAUGGACCUCUUGACUGACAUGCUGCAAGCAUUGAACCCAAAUGACCAAAAGGCAGCUAAAGAUGAAGUGAUAAUUGAACUUGUCAAUCAGUGUCGCGCCAACCAGAAAAAGCUGGUGAACAUGCUAAGUUCGACUGGAGAUGAGGAGCUUCUGGGUCUGGGUCUCGUAUUAAAUGACAGCUUACAAAGUCUGCUUGCAAAACAUGAUGCUCUAGCCUCCGGUUCACCACUGCCUGCUGAAGCAAGAGACACUAAGCCUACACCAACUGAAGAGAGAGACUCAAAUUCCAGACCAAAUGGAGUGAGGGACUCCAGCCCCCGACCAAAUGAAGCGAAAGAUUACAGUCCCCAGCCAAAUGUGGGGCCCUCUACACUUAUAUCCUCAGUGGCAAGCUACCAGGUCGACGACGAGGAAGAAGAGGAUGAUGACUUUGCUCAGCUCGCUCGCAGGCGUACAAUAACUACGCUCGUGCCUUCUCAAGGAACAUCUGCUGGCAAUGGAGAAGGGUCUUCCUUGUUGAACUUGAGCAAUGGUACAACCCUGUCCGCAGAAGAAGCUCUGAUCCCCAGCCCAAGCAAUGCCUUGGUUCUAUCAGACCCUCCUGCACCAGUUCAGACAAGUACAAAAGAACAAGACAUGAUCGACCUUCUGAGCAUCACCUUGUCAACGACCUCAAAUUCACCCGACCAGCCUCAAACAGCUCCACCAUCUUCUGAUCAGAGCAUGCAUCAAGUUCCUGUUUCCCACACACCUCCAACCCCUUCUAACCAAAAUAUGUAUCAGGUACCUAUUGCACCCAGUACACAAGGGUACCCAUAUGGUUUCCAGCCCUACACUGGAAACCAAGGCCAGGUAUCCUACAACAAUUAUGUUGCUCCUUGGGUGCACCCUCAACCUCAACCUCAACCUCAACUCCAACCACAAUAUCCCCAGUACUCAUCCAACUACCCUCCCCCACCGUGGGCAGCAAACCUUACCAAUUCAAACCAGAGCCAGGUAUCUGCCACAGCCUCUUACAUGACUAUGGCUCCUCGUGCCAAUACGGCCAGUUCAAACAUGUCCUUGCCAAUGGCUAGAGCUUCGCAGUACAAUUAUUCACUUCCAGCAAGAGAUACUAAUGCAUCAACUAUUCAGAGGGAAGCACAGGCAACCUACACUCCGAGGCUUGCACCCCCUCCAUCUGAACAAAAACCAUUUGUUCCAUCAUACCGAUUGUUUGAAGAUCUUAAUGUUCUUGGGAGUGCAGACAAAGGGUUGAAGAGAACAGGCACCAUGUCUCCUAGCUUAAACAGUACAUCUAGCCAAGGUAUGGUGGGUGGAAGAAAGUGAAGCUCUACCUAUGAGAGAUGAUCUCAUGGACGUGAUUUAUGUGAAUCUGGUGUAUAUCUAGUCUUUUGCUUGAAUAUUUGAAGUCUUGCACACUCUACUUGUACAGCAUAAAUGUAAUCAUUGUCUUAUUUAUACUCUCACCAAUGGUUACCCCAACAACAUUCCCCUUGCUUGAAA